AUGUCCCCCUUCCGCGCUGGGUCCGACCGGGACCAUGCUUCACGAAAAGGUCCCUACAUCGACUACGCCAGAUUCCUCCCACUCAACACCGAGCCCGCCUCGUCCCACUACAUGAACCUCACUCAGGCAGAGCCUCCGUUCCGAAAUCAAGAAGAGUCAAGGAGAAAGAUCGAUAUAAUCGAUUUGACCCUCAACUCAAGUCCCGUAUCCCGAUCUUCUAUUCAUCACCAAUUGGAUGCCGAUCGUGCGACACCCGGCAGAACCAAGGUUGAGAACGGUCAAGGCCCUCCGGGUUUUCCUCUGGGCCUUGCGCAUAGCGUUUCGGACCCGAGCGGUGGUUCAACCGCCGCCUCCAGCAAUGCAGCCUCAGUUUUGGAUCCUUCGCCACCGCCUGUCUCGAUUCAACCUUCGGUCUCUUCAAUCGAUCUCGACGACGGUCUGAACGCCGAGAUGCCUCGACCACCCCGACUUGACGCGCCGUUGAAGACGCCUCAGCAGGUGACACCGCCGUCAUCUACGCGCCCCUCGAGCCAUCAGUCUCCCAAGCAUGCCGCCAUUUCCAAGAAGCAGACCCCGAAAAAGGACACCUCUGAUGUCCGGCAAAUCAUCACUUCGCUGCGGAGUUACUCAGCCGAUAUCAGCAAUGUGCAUUCGCAACUGUGUCUUUACGCCCUCAGGUCUACGAAACCUGUCGAAACGCGCGUCAAGACUGGCGUUGAUUACUUUGCAGAUGUCAAACUGAUCCCAGCUGAUGCUGAGCAGACGGGUACGACCAUGACGAUCCGGGCCAAACAACAUUUUCGCGGGAGAAAGGUGGACACUCUGAGAGCUACGCACUACCUCCCAGUGUGCGUCAAGUCCAAUAAGCCUGCCGUGCCCAAGUAUCGUUUCCAUCACACGGAAAUCAUCAAGAACGUCCUGUCUCCCAACUCAAUGCUGAAGUUCGUGCCCGUCAUUCGAGACCUCGACCCUGACGAGGAGCGAGACUACAAUCUCUGGCUCGGUGAGCUGGAGAGAAUGGACAAAAGCUGUGGUUUCGAGACUCUCGGUAGUCGUGACCAACGGGUCGCCCGGACUAUUAAGAAGGAAAGAACCGCAACGCUGUCACUUUUUUUGGACUCUUGGCUCAGAAAGCUCGCCAUCGACAACUGCAAUCGAACUACCUUGAUUCGCCACAUGGCGAGCUCUAAUUCCGAUGAUGCCAUCACGCCACAGCAAAAGACGAGUUUGGUCAACCUGCACAGCGACGACAACUUGGCCGCGACGACGCCGAGAGCUUUGAAAGCUGCAAGGGUGUUCACCGAGGCUUUUGACCAAGUCUUUUACCAUGACGCUCCCAAGGGAAAGGAGAUCCUCCUCCGUGACGUUCUAAAGCUCGAUAAGUCCGUCGAUGAGAUUGUCGAAUCAAAGAAGACAGCCAAAGGUGGUCAAGACGACAACGAAAAAGUGGACUCUUUGGAGUCAUGGAUUGAAACUCAUACGGUUAUGGGUUGUCUCAUAUGCUACAGCAAUUCGUGCGAGCAUGGGGAUUACAGCAUCGAAAACCACAAGCGCAACUUCUCCAUGGAUUGCAUUGGCAUGUAUGGGCGUAUGUUUUCAGCCAACCGCAUUAUCUCCUCUAGCGAUCCAGUAGAGCAGCCGGGUCCUCCCCCACCAUGUCAAAGACAGUGCUACCGGAUUUAUGGUACCGGCAGUGCUGAUGCUCAGGUGAAGCCAUGGACCAAAGAUGAGACCUUCUUACUGCGCAGCCUGUUCACGAUCCUGGAUCAUAACAAGGUCCGAGUUAAGGCACAGUGCGCUACUGCUGAGAUUCUCAAUAGAGACUGUCGGGAUGUACAUAGCCACCUGCAAUUUCUGGAUAUCAGGCUUCCACCCAUUGAGACGAUCGACCAGCCGAGAGUCAAGAACUUUCCCUGGUACGAUCGCAAGAGGAAAAUGCUCAUGGGCGACUGGCAAGCAGAGACCAACUCCCACGACACCAAGGUUCGCCCGUCCAACGAUCCAUGUCAUCAUGAUGGCCCUUGCUCGAAAGAGAACGACUGCCCUUGUGCUCUGAACGAUAUUUUGUGUGAGCGCUUCUGCCGUUGCACGGAGGAGUGCUGCGCUUGGAAAUUCACAGGUUGCGGCUGCCAUGGCAGCGGCAAAACGUGUCUACAGAAACAGAAAGAGGGCCGGCCUUGCAUUUGCGUACAGUUGAAUCGCGAAUGCGAUCCCGAUCUCUGCGGAACUUGCGGUGCUGUUGAGCGCGCGGAUCCUGAAAACCGACUCGACGACGCGCUCUUUCAGACGGGUUGCCAGAAUACCGCCAUCCAACGAGGUGUCAGCAAAGCCGUUGUCCUCGGCAAGAGUCAAUUGGAAGGCUGCGGGUACGGUCUCUUUACUGCAGAAGAUAUCGCGCAGGACGAAUUUGUAAUUGAGUACACAGGCGAGCUCAUCGUUGCGGACGAGGGAGUCAGAAGAGAGGCGCGACGCGGGGAAGCUUUCUCUGUAGAGAAGAGUACCUCAUACGUGUUUAGUCUCUUGGAUUACGAAGGCAUCUGGGUCGACGCAGCUAUCUAUGGCAACCUCAGUCGCUACAUCAACCACGCCGUAGAAAAUGCCAAUGUUCAGCCGGGCAUUCUCUACGUCAAUGGCGAAUAUCGUAUCCGGUUUUCAGCAACUCGCAACAUCAAGGCUGGCGAGGAGCUUUUUUUCAACUACGGCGAAAACUUUCCUAAUCUUACUAAGAAGAUGAUCAAGGAGAAGGCUGACAUUGAGGGAGACGCAGAGUCGGGGGCGGAAGAAGGAGUAAUGCCGGUCAAACGCGGCCGGGGCGGCCGCCGAAAAGCAGUCAAUGGCUCGCAAAAGUCAGCCACGCAGAAACUCGCCACGGCAAAAAUUGCGAAAAGCGUUCGCACGGGAGCUCGAAAAGAGGCGCCACAGGUGACGAUAGACGAUUACGAGGCUUUAGCUGACAUUGACGCGGCGCCGAUUGCGAGCCGGAAGCGAAAGCGCGUCGCUAAGAGCGAUGAUGAGGAUGAGGACUUCCAUCCGUCGUUGGAAUCGGAAGAAAAUGCCGAAGGGCGAAGCAAGGGGAAGCGACCAGCUGUAUCUCGUCGCCGAAGUGGAAUGCAACGGGUGAGAUCGAUGGGUUCCAUCAUACCAUCGGACUCAGAGGCAGAUGAUUCCACGAGAACGACACCUCGCAAGCGUGGACGGGGACGUCCUGGUAGUUCACACGAUGUUGGUAAUUCCCAACCCCUGACGAAGACUUUGGGAAAGCCCGAGAAGCCACCAAACGAUACGCCGCCCCCGAAGAAGAAGCGCGGUCGUCCGCCGAAAAAUCCUCGUCCGCCGAGCCCUACCGUGGAAAAGCUACCAGAGGUAGAGCACGUUGAGAAUGAGAUUCGCGCUAGUCCGCUCACCACCCGGAAACCCGAGGCGGAGGGUGGCACGAUUUCGGUUGACUUAGGCCAGCCAUCAAGGUCUGCUCGGGGCCGCAAGUUUACAACGUCUGUCCUCAGUCAGUCGGUCGAGGAUCCGAUGGACAUGGACGAAGAUGAAGCAGAGAUCGACGCGACUCCUUCGCGGUCCAGAGGUCGACGGGGGGCUGAAGGGAAUACUAUCACAGCUCGUGGGGCUUCUCGGGCCGGCCGUACCUCUGUGUCCAGAGCGCGUCGGUUGCCUACCGAAUCGGACGCUGUCGUGGACUCGGACGAGGAGCCUCUCACUCUCAGUCCAUCCACACGGAGGCGGAUGCAGAAGAAGGCCUGGGGACCUCUGGAGGUGAAUGACAGCGAGUCCAGCUUUAAGCUGCCUGGCGCUGGCUCAGACUCCGAUGAUGAUGACGACGACGACGACGACGACGAUAUUGUUGGUCUCAAACGAGGUUCUAGGCAGAGAAAACUUCCAGCUCGAUUCCGUUCAUCUGACGAGGAGUCUUGA
Colletotrichum orchidophilum is the source of this 3924-nucleotide messenger RNA. RefSeq names its product SET domain-containing protein. Gene Ontology annotation, biological process: chromatin remodeling. Lineage: Eukaryota; Fungi; Ascomycota; Sordariomycetes; Glomerellales; Glomerellaceae. Gene Ontology annotation, molecular function: histone methyltransferase activity; DNA binding; protein binding. The coding region runs from base 1 to 3924 and encodes 1307 amino acids. The record is from RefSeq and is a predicted model, not a curated record. The transcript has 2 exons.